AGGCGCAUUAAUCCUUUUACGACACCUUCUGCAAGUACGAACAUAUCUCUUUAUUAUCCGCUUUUUUCCCUGACAACAAGCAACUACUUCGCAGCAGAAAUUAAUGACGUAUUCGCUUGACCUUGUUCUUUUGAUUUGAGUUAUUUAUGUAAAUAUUGCACAGCAAUCUUGGAUUAUCUUCUAGCAUUCGGUAAAAACAUGUCCUUCACUGAUAGAAGCCAAUACAGCAAAAGGUAGUGAAUUGUGUGGCAUCGUAAAGAACCACUCCAGUCCCGCAAUGAACUUGGUGAGAGCUGUGGUCGUUAUAGUAUUAGUCUUACUUUCUUAUACAUCUGCUGUUGAAAUUACUGGAUUCCAACCUGCAAUUGUGCCAAUACGUUCAGUAACAACCUUAAGCGUUGCAACUGCUGGUCAACUGAACCCAAAUUCAACCAUUCAAUGUCGAUUCAAUGAUAUAUCGAUGCCAGCAGRAGUAAAAGGCUCUAUGUUGUUUUGUAAUACCCCACCGAUGAGACAGAUUGACAAAGCCGUGUUACAUCUGGAAGURGACGGGAAGCUUUUUAAAGCAAAGAAACAACUUCGACUUCACGAGCCUUUCAAGGURACUGGCAUUUCUCCAAAGAUCGCUUCCCCGUCUGAACAGCUCGCUAUCAAGGUCAGCGGCAUUACCUGUGAGAAGUGGAUGACAUUUUUCGUUAGGUUCCAGACUGCUAACGGAACAAAAAGAACUCGGAAAGGAAUCUGUAAUAACUCAAMGGUCACGUGUUAUAUUCCUGAAUUUCCCGCGCAUGCUCUUUUACGUGUUGGUGUGACGCUGAGCAAUAGAAUCGUAGAAUGGUCUCCGACAAAGCUACGUAUACAAUAUCCAGUUGACUCGAUAAAGAGCUCACUAAAAGACUUACAACCUAAUAUCAAACGAAGUGGAGCAUUUACAUUCAAAGUCGCUCUAAAAGACAAGUUCCAAAAUCCAGUCUCUGAUCCAGGAAACCCUGGUUCUGACAUCCCAUUGUCUGUUCAAUAUUCUCCUUCUACACAUCCAAAAGAGCUCCACUUUCUCCCUUGUGAAAUGUCUCUUACCACGGAUAAAGUUGGUAGUGAAUAUGGAGUUAGUUGCCAUGGUGCUAAGCAAGAAAGAAUUCUUAUUUAUCCAUCAAUCAAUAACGUGCCGGUGGGAGGCACAGCUUCUUAUGAAGUGAAAACCACCUUGUGUCCUGGAAAGACCAGUUGUGAUGAUAAUUCAACUCUAAUCAUCAUAGUUUCCAGUUCUCUGGGGAUAGUGCUUGUAGUAAUUCUCGGURCUCUGAUCUACAAAUAUCGAUAUACAUUCCAUCGGAUAUUUGUGCCCAGUGAAGGAAGCCAUCCUGAUGACACAUCGAUGGAACUAAAUGAGUGUCAAGGAAAUCAGAUGUUAAUGAUGUUAACGACUGAGCUUGAGCUUGAAGAAAAAUUCUAAUGCACUUGGCUUUUUCUUAUCGAAAGGGAUUUUAAAGUAUCAACGCAUUCCUUGCCACCAAAAAAACCCUAUAAAUUUUGUAGUGAUUAUUAUACGUUCUUCUAUCAACUAUUCAUUUUAAUUUGUAGGCAUUUCAUAGGCCAAAUAAAACAAAAAACAAAAAAACAAAAAAAAAAACACCGCUGUUUUCAUUGCUAUGCACUGAUCGAGACAAUAAGUCGCGGCAAGGAAGUGGGGGCAAUACACUUCCGUCAAUCAAAUAAAUCGUUAGAGUAGCUCACGUUGUCAGCCUAUAUUAGCCUAUUUUAUAUAACUUUAAAGCAAAACAAUACUUGACUGCGAUCUCAACUUAUAAUAGCAAUACUUAGACCAAUGGUAUUGCUAGUUUUCAUAGAUGUAAUGUGGGAUCAUUUUUUAAGAAAGAUUUACAUUGGCUUUAUGUUUUUGAAACGACACGGCCAAGUCAUUCUGUAGUAAUUUCCCUAGGGAAUGAUGGCAGACUGCUCAAUAGCACGUGUCGGCAGCCAUGUUAGAUGGCAGGAACAAUACAAUCGUUUUACAUGAAAAAUAAUUCAAUUCCCGAGAGCAAGGGGAUUUUAUUGUUCUGGCAUCCAACCACAGGCUGCCGGCACGUGAUUGGGUUGUUUGGUAGUUCUAAGUGCGCAGAUUAUCUUAACACUUGAAAAAGGAAGACACUCAUGUACCUCUUUAUAAUUUUUAUAUGAUUUUCCUGUAACACAUAUAUUUCAUCAGAACAUAAACUACAUGCAUAUCAAUAUAGAGCGAAGUCAUUAAACCUGUGAAAUAGAUAUAAGACUAAUACCCAUUAAUAGACCCUAAUAUCAUUUAUUUCUUCUGUACGUGUCUAUUUGACUAUUACACGUUAACUAGUAUUUUUUAUUUAUUUCACGGGUUAAAAGCCUUCACUCUACUAGACCCUAAUUCCAUUGUUUUCUUUCGUGUCUAUUUGACUAUUACACGUUGACUAGUAUUUUUUAUUUCACGAGUUAAGUGCCUUCACUCUACUAGACCCUAAUUCCAUUGUUUUCUUUUGUGYCUAUUUGACUAGAGUGAAGUCACUAAACCCGUGCAAUAGAUAUUAGACUAAUACACAUUAGUAGACCCUAAUUACAUUGUUUUCUUUAGUGCC
This is a messenger RNA of Actinia tenebrosa (Australian red waratah sea anemone), 2603 nucleotides long. RefSeq lists its product as uncharacterized. Lineage: Eukaryota; Metazoa; Cnidaria; Anthozoa; Actiniaria; Actiniidae. The record is from RefSeq and is a predicted model, not a curated record.